Molecule: messenger RNA, 2271 nt
Organism: Cladophialophora yegresii CBS 114405
Lineage: Eukaryota; Fungi; Ascomycota; Eurotiomycetes; Chaetothyriales; Herpotrichiellaceae
Exons: 1
Coding region: 1-2271 (756 amino acids)
Source: RefSeq, a predicted model, not a curated record
AUGGGCACCGCGAUGACGACGGUUCAACAAGCGCCCCAGUCGAGGGAUAAGAUGCAAGAGAGCAGCAGACGACGGAGUUCCAGAUUCCAAGAAAUUAUAGACAGAGUCUACCAGCAAGCUGGCGCUGAGCUCAUACUUGAUUUGAGUAAUAUCCGCAAGAAGCUCAACUUCAAGGCAAAUUCUCUCGCCGACGGUGAGAGACCUGCUAAGCGGCAAAAACGCGAGUCGGUGCGGUGUUUAUGUCAUUUGACAAUCUGGGACAACCGAGAUGGGUUUGCCGCAGUACCACUUACCUCAAAGUCAAACUACUGCUACGUGACCGGAGCAGAUAAUGGUGUCCAUGGCCACUUCGUGGAUAUCGAGCUCGACAAGCCUUUUAUUAUUCAGGCAGCAGAGAUCCGUGUCCCUGUCACCACGAAAGACGUCUCGGCCCUGGAGAUUAUAGACAAAUAUUUUCUGGAGUUCAAGAUCAUUCCUUGCAAAGCUGGCAGUCGCUGGCCACCGAUGCCCAUUCUGGGUAAAAGUGACGGAGAUCACUUUGGUCACGAUAUCAAGAAGGACGGAUCUGAGGAGCUGCAAGGUGCCAUUGUGGCUCGAUAUACACACCUUCCAACUCCUCCAGAUAUCAAUGUCCCGCUCAGCGUGUUCUUCUUACACGAGGGGAGGACGUAUAGGACGAAAUAUGGUCUACAAGUGAUAUCAGCGUGGCAAAAAGCUGAUGCCGGACGCGUUGAAAAGCAGAGCAGAGGACUGGAUCUUGGUUCUUUCCUCAGAGAUCAGCCUAAUGGCAUUCAUUCUCCUGGGAAGGCCAAAAAUGAACACCUGGAACCCCUGAUGGCAUUCAUGCAGGAGAAGUCACUUCUCAAGCCAGUUCCACAGACACAGCCAGAAGUAUGCUACAGCUUCUCCAGUAGGCUUGCGCAGAGGGAAGACGUGGCGCAGGAAUUCCGGAAUGCCACGAUCAGGGGCUACCGAUGUCCAGUAUGCACGACGACACUGUGUCGCAAUUUGGAAGAACUACAAUUUCACCUCACGACCAUGCACGCGCAGUACACCUUUGCAGUGAAGCCUCGUACAGAUCCAGCCACGAACGAGGUGUCUCAAGUUCACAUCAGAGUGGAUCUACCCAGACGGCCUACUGUAAAGAAAGGACCAGAUAAUGGAGAGCUGUCGUGGGUAGCGCCAACCUCACCAUUCGACCUCCGAGCCUUCAUGUCCGGAGACCUCAGCUGGUUAGGCGGAGCCGCUCCAAUGAAGCUCCAACCUUCCAGCAGACCGACCACAGGGUAUCCGCUUGCGGACAGUGUUCCUAAUUUCCGCCGUCCCGACCGCAAGAAGAUCAAGCCCAUUACCCUCGAGACACGAGGUGCCGAUGACCAGCCCGAGUAUAUGUACACGUCAGUUUCUAACCGACCUGUCUCACCUGACGAAGACCCGCGCUCUGAAUCGGACGACGAGAUCGACAACGAGUGGCAGAUCGCCAUGCAGAUGGAACGUCUCGACCUGAUCGCGGAAAAGGGGAACUGGUCCCUCUAUGAACGUGAACUGGCCAAGCGGUGGGACCGCCAUCGCAUGGAAGAGCAACUCGAGCAUCCGGCCUAUCUUUCCAACUCGCUCAUCAGGUUUGCCAGGAAACAUAAGCAGUGGUUGAGGAAUUCCGGCGGCGAUGAACUCUUGCCCUGCUUCUUCGACUUCCUAGAGAGACUGAAGGAGCGCGACGUGAUUGACAAUAAUGUAGUCGUGGAUGUGAAUGAGCUGAUCUUUGCGGACGAUCCACUAGAUCCUUUUCCUACGACGACGGGGGAACCUACCGCCGCAGGGACGACUCCACGGUACGGGACUGCGAUGCCACCUCCUGCAACGACGGUUCAGCAACUGGCCGGACAAGCGCAGGAGCAAGCGCAAAACCCCUCGCCAAAGUUGGUAUGUCCUAUUUGCAGCACAGUCGUCAAACCCAGACCCAAGCGCAAGGUCGUCAUUUUCUGCCAAGACCCCAGGUGCACGACACCCUCUCAAAGGUAUCACCGAGAAUGCGUCCUCGCUUUGCCCACAUUGCGAAAAGCGAAGGAGAGAGUCGCCGCCUCGGCUAGGAUCGAGGACGAGACGAUGACAUAUAUAUUGAAAUUUUGGUCGUGUGAAGCCUGCACGGCGAGGCGGAAGGAACGUGCCACAUCAAAGGCAGAGGUGUCGAGGGGUGUUGGGAGAAGCGUGGCAAAGAAUCCGAGCACCAGAAAUGGGGUCCGCAGGGGGUUGGCAAGUGGGGAGGUCUGA